Molecule: messenger RNA, 889 nt
Organism: Manis pentadactyla (Chinese pangolin)
Lineage: Eukaryota; Metazoa; Chordata; Mammalia; Pholidota; Manidae
Product: olfactory receptor 4F3/4F16/4F29-like
Exons: 4
Coding region: 35-889 (284 amino acids)
Biological process (GO): G protein-coupled receptor signaling pathway
Cellular component (GO): membrane
Molecular function (GO): G protein-coupled receptor activity; olfactory receptor activity
Source: RefSeq, a predicted model, not a curated record
UUUUUAUUCUGGAAACAUUCCAGCUGAUAAAUCAAUGGAUGGAACAAAUUACUCUAUGGUGUCAGAAUUUUUGUUUGUGGGACUCACCAGUUCCUGGAAAAUCCAACUUCUCCUCUGUGUGUUCUCAUCCACUUUUUAUGUGGCAAGCGUGAUGGGAAACUCCCUCGUUAUGCUCACUGUGACUUCAGACCCUCACCUACACUCCUCCAUGUACUUUCUCUUGGCCAACCUCUCCUUCAUUGACCUGGGAGUUUCUUCUGUCAUCACUCUGAAGAUGAUUUAUGACCUUUUCAGAAAACAUAAAAUCAUCUCCUUUGGUGGUUGCAUCACUGAAAUAUUCUUUCUGCACAUCAUUGGUGGUGUGGAGAUGGUGCUGCUCAUCGCCAUGGCCUUUGACAGAUAUGUUGCCAUAUGUAAGCCUCUUCACUAUCUGACUAUUAUGAACCAGAAAAUGUGUAUUUUGCUUCUGGUUGCUGCAUGGAUAAUUGGCUUGCUCCAUUCUGUGAUUCAAUUGGUUUUUGUUAUAAAGUUGCCAUUUUGUGGUCCUAACUUGAUAGACAGCUUUUACUGUGACUUUCCUCAGGUCAUUAAACUUGCCUGCACGGAUACCUACAGACUAGAGUUCAUGGUCACAGCCAACAGUGGUUUUAUAUCUCUGGGAUCAUUCUUCAUACUGGUUGUCUCCUACAUUUUUAUCAUGAUCACUGUUCGGAAGCAUUCUGCUGGUGGCUUAUCCAAGGCCCUCUCCACUUUGUCAACUCAUGUCACGGUGGUGGUUUUGUUCUUUGGUCCUUGUAUCUUUGUGUAUACCUGGUCUCACCCCACAUCACACCUAGACAAAUUCCUGGGUAUCUUGAAUUUUUUGAUUACCUUCUUACUCCUUUUUUAA